Caenorhabditis remanei is the source of this 1356-nucleotide messenger RNA. RefSeq lists its product as uncharacterized. Gene Ontology annotation, molecular function: translation initiation factor activity. Gene Ontology annotation, biological process: translational initiation. Gene Ontology annotation, cellular component: eukaryotic translation initiation factor 3 complex; cytoplasm. The record is from RefSeq and is a predicted model, not a curated record. Lineage: Eukaryota; Metazoa; Nematoda; Chromadorea; Rhabditida; Rhabditidae. The coding region runs from base 1 to 1356 and encodes 451 amino acids. The transcript has 6 exons.
AUGAUUACUUUUCUCAUCUUCUUCUCCAAAACAUUUACCGAGGAGAAUGCACCAGAAAUACGAAAGUGCUAUAAGGAAUACUUAAAACUGUCAGCUUCUAACGAAAUCUCUCUAGACUUUGAAGCUGUCAAGGAAGUGAUUGGAUCUAAAGAUUUUUUAUGUUUAUACAAGGAGCUUAUUAAUCGAAAUGCUCCGCCGGAUCCAGUCGAAUCUUGGAAAAUCUAUCAAGAAGUUUUCAUUCGGUUACGCUCCCUUCCAGAUAUCUGGGUAUGGGAUAUUCUUCAUGAGUUUUCGUAUAAUUAUCAAAAUUUCUCUUCACUUCCCGCUCAACAUAAUUGGAAGAAAGAAACAGUUUUCAAAAUAUUUGAGCCAUUCUACUCAGAUUUGUCUAAAUUUGGAUAUUUCGCAUACAUUGGUCUUCUUAAGAUGCUAAUUUUCGAAGAAGACCAUCAAGAGAUUUCCAGAGUUCUGACUGAAGGUUUUCAGCGGUUUCAAAUUAAAGAACUGGAUCCAGAGGUGUUCAUCAAAUCCACGUACGAGCUGGGUUUUGCAUACUUGGUUGCUGGAAAAUGUACUGAAGCAUCGAACUGUUUUUUAGAUGUGUUGAGUUGUUUGAAACAGUUUUCAAAGGAAGAUAUAGAGGAUGAAAAGAUCCUUGCAACAUACACUCAACACUGUCAAAAAUGUCUUUCAUUUUGCUUGGUCAAUAACUCAAAAUUGAAAAAGACGUUUCCCAAAACUACAGUAUCUUCUAUUGAAAGCGAUCAUCUUACAGUCAUGGAUGAGUGGAAAGAUGGAAAAAUUGAAGCCUUUUGGAGUUUCUUUUCGGAAUGCUCGCCGUAUAGCACAACACGAUCUUCCACCAACUUAAUUGAACCUAAUUGUAAGGCUCACAACUUGAAAUGCGUGAAAUUCUGUCUUCAACGAGUAACCAUAUGGAAGCCAUUGAGAAAUCUUAAGGGGCUUUUGAAAGUUUGUGAAGUUCUGGAAUUAGGAGAAGUACCAAAAUCAAUAUUGCCUGUUCCUACUGAAUCCGACAUCAAAUUUUUCUGCGACAACAAUAAUGGAUUGCUGCGUCUUGUCAACUCGAAAUCUUCCGGAAUCGAGAAAGUACUCCAAGAAUUCAAGAAUAUUCACCAAAAAGAAACCCUCACUCUUCUCAUAAUGCAAUAUCACAAAAUUCUACGCAAACAGAGACACGAAGAGAGGAUUUUAGCGUUUGGAAGGAAAUUCGUAAACGUGCUGAAAGUUAUUGGAUAUUCUGGAAGGAUUAAUGUAGAAGAUGCAAUGAGUUAUAUCAGAGAAGUUUCAAAAAUUUCAAUGGAAGCAGCAAACAAACUUGUCGAGGAUCAGUGA